Messenger RNA from Didymodactylos carnosus, 663 nucleotides. The record is from the annotation of a GenBank genome assembly. Lineage: Eukaryota; Metazoa; Rotifera; Eurotatoria; Philodinida; Philodinidae.
AUGAAUGUCAAUGAAUUUACGGUUAAUACAACAGAGAUCUUUUUAAAUUUGACGAAAAAUUGUAUGAAAGUGAUUCACUAUCCAAUAUUCGAUGAUGGUAAUUUAAUUCCAUCAGUGCCCAUUCGACCAUGUAAACAAUUUAUUCAAAAUACUGGUCCAAAUAAUUCAUCUCUUGCAUUCAAAUGUAAUUUAAUAAAUGCGUAUCGUUAUUUGAAUAUAACACAGUCAAAUCAAAGCAUCAUAUAUCGAAAUGAAUAUUGUCUUCUUUGUCAACAAAAUCGAAUAUUUAUUAACAAUAAUACUGAUACAUGUCAUGGUCCUUAUUAUCACUUAGCUGUUAUCCCAUUGCAUUUAGUCCGUUAUCAACCACUCUCCAUUCUGUUUCAUUCAGAUUUCUUGAGCAAACGGAUGCAAUAUUCUACCGAAUAUCCAUGUACUGACAAAAAUAAAAUGUACGGUAUAUUUGUGCAUGAUUAUUCGACAAUGUCGAAUAUUCAUCAAGAUACUAUUAAUGCUAUGAAAUGUCAAACACCUAUUCGAAUUCUAAAAAAUUCUGUUAAAAUAUUGAAUAAUGCGUUUUAUUUAAUGUGCGAGUUAAUUCUAAAUUCUAGCAAUUCUAGCAAUAUUCUAAAUUCUGCAAUACAAUGGCGGAUGGAUAGUUAG